AUGCCUCAUGAAUCACAGAAGUCUCCCCCGGACAACGAAGCAGACGGAGGGCUCACAUCCUCCAACGCCAUGAAUAUGAAAGCGACCUCAGUCGUCAGGAUUGUCGAGAUAGUGCCCCCUGAAACCCCGAAAUCGACUCGACCAGGAUACACGACUCACGGCUCGGCGACAUCAGUGGAAAGCGGGACGUCCUCUGACCCAUUCGCGGAUGAUACAUGGAGUAGCAUUAGGUCAAACGACAAAGGUGUCUUAUGGAGCACCAGCACUCCAAUCACACCCCCGACCACUAGAGGGAGCGACAAGCCGACGUUGGUCGCCAGCCCUGAGUCUCCAUUAGCACGAAAGAUAAAAUCUACACCGGGUGUUGUUGGAGAUGCUACAGGAGAAUACAGCACUCACGGGCAACAUAGCGAGCCGUGUGAACCUCGAUAUAAAAAGAUAUUCCGAAACGCAACACUACCAAUGGAAAAUUUGAAUGCUGCUCGUGAGGCCCUUAUUAAGGCUUCCAAGUUGGAGUUCUACAGUCAACCAAAUACCUCAUUCGGAUUCCAGAGCAACGAGGAUACCACCACUGCAACGACAAAUGGGCAUACAACAAGCGUUAGUCAGGGGGCUGGGAAAAGAGUAACUGCGACCCGAAAAGGGAGAGCUGCUUUUAGCGAUGUCCUUGAUGCUAUCUUGCCGUCCACAUUGCAGCAAAGAAUCUCCGAGAGCAUCAAUUCCAGGAAAUGUAUUGCUUCACUUGUCAAGAACCCCGGUAAAAAGUGCAAUUGGUCAGCGAAAAAAUCGCAGGAGGCUCCAAAACGGCUGGAGAUACUGGCCAGCAGCCUUGCACACAAGGACUAUGACACUUUUCUCCCCAAUCUUGAAUCAUUGCUUGCAUCGGUUCUCUGUGGGACUCACUACAACUCAGCCAUGCAGCCAGGAAAAUUUGGGAGCCUAGAGAGGUUCGUUCAACAGCUUUUGCAAGCAGAAAGCUUCACCAUUGCAUCUUCAAACGUCUUGUUCGACUCCGAGCAUGCCUCAUUCCUUACAUGGGCUGAUACUAUUUGCAAGAUAAAGCUGGAUAUUCGUCACGAUGCCUACAUUAAACCCGAAACGGCCACCGCAGAAGAACUACAGAUAACGGGGAUUUCCACACCAACAGAAAAGCCCACAGUCUCGGCAGCCUCCAAGGCGGUGCUGGGGUGUAUUAUCCCUUUUGAGAUCCAUCAAAGGAUCGCUGAUGAUGCCAGUAAAUGUGUCGCCUCUUUACCAAAGAAGCCGGGGCAGAAGUGUGGGAAUGCGGCAAAGGGACCCAAAAACGUUCAGCAGUUCCUUAAUGCCCUAACGAAAGCACACAAACAACAUGACUACCAGUCAUUUCUAACCUGGCUUGCUAGUCUCACUGCGUCAGCCCUGUGCGGUGUUCAUAUUAAGCCUGCUGAAAAACGAUCUGAGACGAUCAAAGAGUUGGUUCAAAGACGAUUAGAAUCUAAGUCGAAUCAUUCCCUUAUUACAGUCGGUAGCGUCAGCUGGGAUGAUUUCACUACUUGGGCCGAAAUCAUCUGCAACUCAACUGAAACUUCCGAGUGCGACACCAGUUCUGCUAUCAAGGCCGAGAAGAAAGCGGAAACCCCCAGUGAUAUAACAACCCCUCCUAGAUCUAAGGCAGAAGUGAAGUCGCAAGAUAGGGAAGACAGCCAUGUCGAAGUUCCGAUUCAGAGACCGAACCCUGUGAAACGCGUGACCUCGAUUCCACUAGCUGCUCAGAAAACCAAAGCUUUGAAAAAUAACGAGCCGUCGGAACCAGAUGUUGCGGAUUCGCCUCUUUCGGAUAUACCGCUUAGACAUCAAUCUUCACUGCCUUCUACAUGGGACAUUUCCCCACUUGGAAAAUUUCGGCCCUGGCAACCAAAGAGGACUAAGGGAAAAUCCGUCGGUCAAGUCCUGCAAGAUCUUGUCCGGAAAGAUCUUUCGGCAUAUGAAUUGAAAUCUGGAUACAUUUACAUCUUCUGGUUGAAGGGUAAGUUCGGCCUCCUGAAGAUUGGAUUUACGAAAAACGUGGAUCGGCGUUUGAAGCAAUGGGCCAAACAAUGUAAGCAGGAAUACCAACUCCACAAACGCUCCUGGGCAGGAGAACUUGUUCAUAUACCUCAUGUCAGCCGCGUGGAGAAACUCAUCCAUGCCGAAUUCAAGGAUAUCCGGAUGGUAAUGACGUGCGAAGGGUGCGGCAAGGAACACAAGGAGUGGUUUCAAAUACCCGAGAAGCAGGCAGUGAAAGUCUUUCAGAAAUGGAAGGACUGGGUGCUGCGGUCUCCUUAUGGCGAAUCUACUGGAGCCUGGAAACUGAAGCCUGAAUUUGCAAAGGAGCUUGAACAAGUUUGCCGUCCUCUGGAUCCAGUGUCGACGAAUAAACCUUCACUUCGGCCGAAAAAUGCGACCCGCAGGUCGAGCAGAAGACUGGGAAAGCGGAAGUCGAACGCCUAA
Lindgomyces ingoldianus is the source of this 2469-nucleotide messenger RNA. RefSeq lists its product as uncharacterized. The record is from RefSeq and is a predicted model, not a curated record. The transcript is spliced from 2 exons. The coding region runs from base 1 to 2469 and encodes 822 amino acids. Lineage: Eukaryota; Fungi; Ascomycota; Dothideomycetes; Pleosporales; Lindgomycetaceae.